UCAUCAUCUAGCCAGUGAGCGUCGGUGUCCGUAAAAUGGCGGACGGUGACAUUGAUCUGUACGCCGAUGAUCUUGAACAGGACUUUGCUCAGAAAUUCCAGGAUGAAUUCGCUGGCGAUGGAGUUGACCUCUACGACGACGUGAUAGCUGCCCCAUCAGGUGGCAACGGUGGAGUUGCGACAAACAGCAGUGGUGGAGGUGGUGAUUCAGAUACACCGAAUACAGCAAACGAGGAGACGAACGGUAAUGCACCAUACCACCAAGUGGGAAAUAAUAUCCAGCCCAACCAAAUUGGCAGAAGACACCAGUUGUACGUUGGUAACCUGACGUGGUGGACAAGUGAUCAGGACAUAACAGAGGCUGUUCUGAGCAUUGGUGUUUCGGAUUUCGUUGAGGUGAAGUUUUUUGAGAAUCGUGCCAACGGUCAGUCCAAGGGCUUCUGCGUGGUCUCCUUGGGAUCUGAAGGGAGUAUGAGAUUGUGCAUGGAGAGACUUCCCAAGAAGGAAUUGCACGGACAAAAUCCAGUGGUGACAUUUCCAACUAAACAGGCGCUCAAUCAAUUUGAAUCCCAGUGCAAGACAAGACCAGCACCUGCACCCCAGCAGAAUCAGAGUCAAAAGCCCCACAAUCCCCAUCAGCAUCAGUCAUCGAUGCCUCCACAUCAGCAGCAUCCACAGCAUCCUCAGCACAGUCAGCAUCCCCAGCAGAAUCAUGGACCCAGAAUGAUGAUGGGACCACCCCAGGGGCCCAGACCCCAGAGGAUGCCACCGCCUGGGAUGGGACCACCUGGGCCUGGCAAUGCAGGACAACAGGGACCCCCAAGAAUGCAUGGACCACCCAUGGGCCCUGGUGGACCUGUGCCUCAUCACAUGUCUGGUCAUCCCAAUCAGGGACCACCACCUCCUGGAUACCAGCAGAGCCACUGGAAUGGGCCCAGGCCGAAUGGGCCUCCUGGACCUCCUAGGGGACCCAAUGGAGGACCCCCUCAGCAGGGACCUCCUGGACCUGGACCGGGACAGCACAGACCGCCUGGAAUGCAAUUCCGUGGACCACCUGGACCUCCUAAUCAAGGCCCACCGCGUGGCCCUCCUCAUCCAGGACCUCCUGGCGAUCCACGUGGAGCUCCACCUCGUCCUGAAUGGAAUAUACCACCAGGUAUGCAUCCUCAUCAAGGACCCCCAGGUUUUAACCAGCAUCAGCAUAUGCAAGGCCCCCAGCCAGGCCAGGGUCCACCCCAGAGAGGACCUCCACCAGGAGGAAUGGGCGGUAUGUUGCAAGGGGGUCCACCACCAGGUCACGGAGGCCCUCAGCAAGGCCCUGCACCAGGACCCCCAGGUGGUCCGGCACCUCACGUAAAUCCCGCAUUUUUCUCACAAGGUCCACCCCAUCAGCAUCCAGGCCAGCACCCCGGUGGACCACCGCCACCACAUCAUGGACCAGUCCAUGGUCCACCCCAUGGGCCACCUCAUGGACCUCCGCAUGGACCACCACAUCCACCUCCACAUGGUUACGGUCCACCCUCUGCCCAGCCGCCUUAUAAUACUCCCGGGCCCGAUCACCGCCCUGAGGAUCCUCCCCAGCUCCGCGAACAGGAGUUCGAGGUGAUCAUGGAUCGAAACAGAACAGUGUCAUCAUCGGCAAUAGCUCGUGCAGUCUCAGACGCCGCAGCUGGGGAAUAUGCAAGUGCCAUUGAAACGCUCGUCACUGCGAUAUCUCUUAUUAAACAGUCCAAAGUGGCUAGUGAUGAUCGCUGCAAAAUUCUCAUCAGUUCUCUGCAGGACACUCUCAGGGGCGUGGAAACUAAGAGUUAUGGCUCCGCUAGAAGAGAACGUUCAAGAUCUCGCGACCGUGAGCGCAGUCAUCGUCGUCGUCGUGAACGUUCUCGUAGCCGUGACAGGGAGUACAGGGAGAGGAGUAGAGAUCGUGAUCGUGAGAGGGACAGAGAUCGCGAUCGAGAGAGGGAUCGCGAUCGAGAUCGUGAGCGUGAGCGUUACUACAGCGAGCCCUACCCCAGGGAGAGAUCACGCAGUCGUGAUAGAGAUCGUGAGCGUGAGCGGGAUAGGGAGUACAGGGAACGCAGCAGGGAAGAGAGUACAACACGUCAGGCAGCCAGACCGAGAGUUAAAGAGGAACCGCCCGAGGCGGCACCAGUAUCAUCUUCCAAGCCGUCUAGGUAUUAUGACGAUCGCUACAGAGAGCGUGACCGGGAAAGGGAGCGUGAGCGUGAAACAAGCAGGCGACCAGCUGAACGCGAAAGGGAGCCUGAACGUGGGGGUGGUGGCGGCGGUGGAGGUGGUGGAGGAGGAGGAGGAGCUGGUGAGAGAGAACGUGAACGUGAGCGUGAUCGACGUGAUGAGCGUGGAGACUCUUCGCAUCGUUCUAGACACUGAGUCCACCUUCCAGAAUCAUCACAAUGUGGAGCAUACAGUAAUAAUGACGUGACAUCUGCAGCAAGUGGAACAGGCAGAACGAAAGCAACAAUAAAACCAUAAUUUCGUUAAUAAUUAAAAAAAAGUAAUAAUAACAGUAAAUCACUCCAAACUUUUAGUGCUUAUCGUUGUGACCGAUAUGAAUUUUUCUGUGGCAUCCAAAGAUUUAAACGAAAAAAAGGAAAUGAAUUGAAUUCUGACAGCGAAUAAUUAAUUUUCUCCGUCAACUAUUGAUUUUUAUCAAUUUGAAAACAGAAACAGUUGAGGAUAACUGCGCAGUUGAAGUAGCAGACAAAAAAAUGUGUGAAUUAAUGGAACAAUUCAGUGCUUUAUUUUCUCGUCAUAAUGAAUUAUAUAAUGAAUAUUUUUUUCUCUUUCUGUCCUCUUAACAUUUUUGCCACAUUAUAUUAAUAAUUAAUAUCCUACAUGUAUACAUAACGUAUAUGUAACAGCACUGUAAUUAAGAGUAUGUUUGAAAACAAAAAUAUUUAGAUUUAAUGUGAGAUGAGCAGUGUUACAGUAGAAUUAAAUAAUGAUAAAUAUAAUUACAAGUUUGAAUCAUCAAGAAGCUGAUAUGCUGCUCAACGAAGAUUUUAAUCAUCUACAGGACACUGUCAAGAGGAAUGAAGAGCGCUCUUAAUGCAAAUUUAUCAUCGGUCUUCAGGGCUCAUGCGACAAUGCAAGAUUGUAUUCUUAAUAUAAUGCAAAAAAAGAAAAAAAAUAUUCGGUUUCGAAAAAUAUAUAUUACUGACCAUGUCUUUACUUUAUUCAUCUGUGACACAAAAUCCUCGAAAAAAAAACUAAA
Molecule: messenger RNA, 3234 nt
Organism: Fopius arisanus
Lineage: Eukaryota; Metazoa; Arthropoda; Insecta; Hymenoptera; Braconidae
Gene: Cpsf6
Product: cleavage and polyadenylation specificity factor subunit 6
Exons: 8
Coding region: 36-2390 (784 amino acids)
Biological process (GO): mRNA alternative polyadenylation
Cellular component (GO): mRNA cleavage and polyadenylation specificity factor complex
Molecular function (GO): mRNA binding
Source: RefSeq, a predicted model, not a curated record